GAAACUUUUUAACAGUUAGUGCGGAAAGAGGAAAAUUCACGGAUCCUUCCUCUGAAAUUUCUUGGAAACCCCUCGUAACUUUCUUUCCACUUUCAAUUUUCCCGCUUUCCAUUUCUCUUUCCUUUUUCCCUUUCUCCUCUCCGUUGGAAUCUCAUUAGUGGAAUCUAGAAAACUGAGAGUUUGUUUUUAGAUCAGAUCUGAAUUAGGAGUGUUUGGGAGCUGAGAAAAAUGCAGACUAGGUACAUGGAGAGAUCGAACAGCAUGGCAAGGGAAAAGAGGGGGUUGGAUCCAAGUAGUAGUGAGGAAGGUCAGCCUGAGAAGAAACGACCUGCUCUUGCCAGUGUUAUUGUUGAAGCUCUCAAGGUGGAUAGUCUGCAGAAGCUUUGCUCGUCACUGGAGCCUAUUCUGCGGAGAGUUGUCAGCGAAGAAGUGGAGCGUGCUUUGGCCAAGUUAGGUCCUGCCAAACUUAAUGGGAGGGUUUCUCCAAAAAGAUUAGUAGGUCCUGAUGGAAGAAACUUACAGCUGCACUUCAAGUCCAAGUUGUCCCUCCCUUUGUUUACAGGAGGGAAAGUAGAAGGGGAGCAGGGUGCUGCAAUCCAUAUUGUUUUGCUUGAUGCUAGUACAGGCCAUGUGGUAACAGCAGGUCCAGAGUCCUCAGUAAAACUAGAUGUUCUUGUGCUUGAAGGUGAUUUCAACAAUGAGGAUGAUGAGGGCUGGACUCAAGAAGAAUUCGAGUCUCGUGUGGUGAAAGAGCGUGAAGGGAAGAGGCCACUUUUGACUGGGGACUUGCAAGUGACAUUGAAGGAUGGUGUAGGAACACUAGGGGAGCUGACAUUUACUGACAAUUCUAGCUGGAUACGGAGCAGAAAGUUCAGACUUGGUCUGAAGGUUGCCUCUGGUUUUUGUGAUGGAAUUCGUAUUCGUGAGGCGAAAACAGAUGCAUUCAUUGUUAAAGAUCACCGAGGAGAAUUAUACAAGAAGCACUAUCCACCUGCAUUGAGCGAUGAGGUUUGGAGAUUGGAGAAGAUUGGCAAAGAUGGAUCAUUUCACAAAAGGCUUAAUAAAGCUGGAAUAUAUAUAGUUGAAGAUUUCCUGCGACUGGUGGUGAGAGACUCACAGAGGCUGCGGAAUAUUCUGGGAAGUGGCAUGUCAAAUAAGAUGUGGGAUGUUCUUGUAGAGCAUUCAAAGACCUGUGUACUAAGUGGGAAACUUUAUGUAUACUAUCCGGAAGAUAUGAGGAAUGUUGGUGUCGUUUUUAACAACAUAUAUGCAUUGAGUGGCUUAAUUGCCAGUGGACAAUAUUAUUCUGCGGAUUCUCUUUCUGACAGCCAGAAGGUUUUUGUAGAUACCUUGGUGAAGAAGGCAUAUGACAAUUGGGUACAUGUUGUAGAAUAUGACGGCAAAUCUCUUUUAAACUUCAAUCAAGUAAAGAGUUCAGGUGCUUCUCAAAGUGAUCUUACAAUGGGCCCCCACUCUUUUGACUAUCAACUUAGUUCACCUAGUCCACCUAGUCUGCCAGUUUCCAUUCCUUCAGAGCAGCCUUCUAUGAAUCCAAGCUUGACUGUUGGAGGGUAUGAUGAUAAUGUUGGGACCAGAUAUCCAGUAGAGUUGCAGAAUGUGAAUCUCAAUGCUCCUAUUCAGUUGGAUGGCACUUCCUUCUCUCGACAUAACGAGUUGAUCAGCACUCAGCAAAAAGUCCAGUCUCCUACGAGUGAGAAUGUACUGGCCCUUGGUCUGCCACAAUCAUCCACGCCAAACUUUCAUGCUGGUGGCACGUCAAAUGCUACUUCUUAUAGGGGAUUUGAAGAUUAUUUCCCAGAGGAAGAAAUUCGCAUGAGGAGUCAUGAAAUGCUUGAAAAUGAAGACAUGCAGCAUCUUCUUCGAAUUUUCAACAUGGGAAGCCAUGGUCAUUCCUCCAUUAAUGUUACCGAAGAUGGCUAUCCUUAUUCAUCAGCAUACAUGCCCAACAUGUCUUCAAACUUUGGUUUUGAAGAGGAUCGAGCACGUCCAUCAGGUAAAGCUGUUGUUGGCUGGCUGAAACUCAAGGCAGCCUUGAGAUGGGGCAUCUUCAUCAGGAAGAAAGCUGCUGAGAGAAGGGCACAAAUCAUUGAAUUGGAUGACUCAUAG
This is a messenger RNA of Ilex paraguariensis (yerba mate), 2127 nucleotides long. The record is from the annotation of a GenBank genome assembly. NCBI's taxonomy places the organism in Eukaryota, Viridiplantae, Streptophyta, Magnoliopsida, Aquifoliales, Aquifoliaceae.